Molecule: messenger RNA, 3535 nt
Organism: Marchantia polymorpha subsp. ruderalis
Lineage: Eukaryota; Viridiplantae; Streptophyta; Marchantiopsida; Marchantiales; Marchantiaceae
Source: the annotation of a GenBank genome assembly
ACACAGUCCAAUAGUGGCUCGGCUCUGCAGUUUACUAUGCCUGGUGAUCACUGCAGAGUAUUAUAAGAAUCACAGUUUGAACGCUGGAUGUGGUUGACUGUGUGUUGUUUGAGCAAUGAUAGUCGAGUCAUAGUAGGAAACGAAACAGAGUUCGUGCUUCUCGUAACGACCGAUGCUCUGCUGAACUUUCUUCUGGCAUCGGUGCCCUUCUUUUCAGAUGGUUCGUUGUUCAUGGCUACGUCCGUAUGAGCUCCGGCUGCUUGGUGUCGAAGCAAGUGAGAAUUUCGUGAAGAGGUCGAAGACGCUAGUUGCGGGGAGAGAACCUGCGAUGAGCUUUCUCUCGUGCCAGUAGAUGAUGUGGUGUCAGCCAUUGGAUGGGGCUAGUGUGACUGACCGGUACGGGGCAAGGAUUUAAAUUGUGGAGGAAUCUUGGCAGCCCUGGGAAUUUCGAAGGAGGAGAAGAGUGGAAUUCCGAGGUUUGAGUUACGAGAGUGGCUCUCGUCAUUGCAACUCUCGUAACUCGGCAGAAAGGAAGUGCGAUGGCGGACGACAAGUCCUUGGAGGCUAUUCGCUACGAGCGCGGAAGCUUGCAGCUUCUGGACCAGAAGAAGCUGCCCCAUGAAUCCGUGUACGUGGAUGUUCCUGACUCUGAUGCAGCCUGGCUUGCGAUCAAGGACAUGGUGGUGCGGGGAGCACCAGCCAUUGCGGUGACCGCAGCUCUAGCUCUGGCUGUCGAGCUAGUCAAUCUGCAGACUUCAUACCAAGGAGAUGCCAAGGAUGCUGCCACUUUCAUCGAGAAGCGCCUCAAAUUUCUCGUCUCCAGCCGUCCAACUGCAGUCAAUCUGGCAGAUGCCUCCGACAAGCUUCAGCAGCUGACCUCACGGGCAUCAACUCUGGAAGGCGCAAAUGCCAAGACUGUCUUUUCUUGUUUCGUCGAAGCUGCCGAACAGAUGCUUGUGGAUGAUGUGGUGGCCAAUAAGGCCAUUGGAGAUUACGGGGCCAAAGCCAUCUUGAAAGCCGUCGGCGUUCAGAAAAAUCUGUGUGUACUCACACAUUGCAACACUGGCAGUCUAGCGACGGCAGGCUAUGGAACAGCGCUGGGUGUUGUUAGGUCUUUGUUUCGCCAAGGAAAGAUCGAGACGGCUUAUUGUACGGAGACUCGUCCCUACAACCAGGGCUCCAGAUUGACGGCGUUCGAGCUGGUGCACGAUGAAAUUCCCGCUGUUCUGAUCGCAGACUCCGCCGCUGCAUCUCUCAUGGCUUCCGGACGCGUCCAUGCUGUAGUAGUCGGUGCUGACCGAAUCGCAGCGAACGGUGACACUGCGAACAAGAUCGGUACUUUCAGCCUCGCACUAGCUGCUCACCAGUUAGGCGUCCCUUUCUUCGUCGCUGCUCCGUUAACGACGGUGGAUCUACACAUCAGUUCAGGGGAGGAAAUCGUCAUAGAAGAACGAUCAAAGACAGAGCUCACUCACGCUUUCGGCGGCGCCGGGCAUGAGAUCGCUGCCCCAGGAAUUGGCGUCUGGAAUCCGGCAUUCGAUGUCACCCCAGCUCGGUACAUCACGGGAAUUAUCACCGACACGGGAGUUGUUUGGAAGGAUGAAAAUAGUCGUUUAGAUGUUGGCGGAUUUGCCAGUGGGAAUGCCGAGUAUGCGGCAGUAGAUGCAGGAGCGACCGAGGUCGGCAAGGAGAAUGGGAAUAAGAACGGGAACUCGCUCCCUAAUGGGCACCAGGAGGAGGAGGAGCGAAGGAAGUACCGACCUUUGGAUGAGAAGGCUGCAUCCGAGUAUUUGGCUAUGGUCGCACCCCUGGCCGAGAGACUGGGAGGAUCCCCCCAGGAUUGGAACAUCAAAGAAGUCGGAGAUGGCAACAUGAAUUUCGUGUACAUCGUCGUUGGACCACGAGGAUCUUUGGUUCUGAAGCAGGCGCUUCCAUACGUUCGCUGUGUGGGAGAAUCGUGGGCCAUGACUUUGGAGCGCGCCUAUUUCGAAGCGAACGCCUUGAGAAAAGAAUUCGAGUUGGUUCCCGAGUACGUGCCGGAAAUUUUCCACUUCGAUCACCCAAUGGCAGUAAUCGCCAUGCGCUACUGCGAGCCGCCUCACAUCAUCCUUCGCAAGGGACUGAUCCAAGGAAUCGUCUACCCUCGCCUCGCAGACCACAUGUCGGAUUUCACGUCCAAAACUCUCUUCUUCUCAUCUCUUCUCGCCCUCGAUACUCACAAGCAUAAGAUGGCGGCCGCCCAGUCUUACGCCAACGUUGAGAUGUGCAGGCUGACCGAGCAGGUCAUUUUUUCUGAGCCUUACAUGGAAGCCCCGAACAAUCGCUGGACCUCGCCUCAACUCGACGAAGAUGUACGGGCCCUUCGGGAGGACAUCGAGUUGAAAGCUGAAAUAGCUGAGCUGAAGGCCAGAUUUUGCGAGCGGACACAGGCUCUGCUCCAUGGGGAUUUGCACACGGGAUCAAUCAUGGUCACGGAGACUUCGACGAAGGUGAUCGACCCAGAGUUCAGUUUCUACGGUCCCAUGGGGUUCGACCUUGGUGCAUUCAUUGCGAACCUCAUCCUGGCCUAUUAUUCUCAGGAUGGUCACUCUGCGACCGAGGGCGGUCGAGAGGACUACCGAGGGUGGAUUCUGCAGACCGUGUCGGACUUUUGGACUUCGUUUGCAGCCAAGUUCAAACGAGAGUGGGACAGGUCGCGCGACAGCCCCGGAGAUGCAUACGUACCUGCAGUCUACAACUCCCCGGAGGUUAUAGAGCUCGCGCAGAAAAGAUUCAUGGAGGAGCUGUUUUGCGAUUCUCUGGGCUUCGCCGCCGCCAAAAUGAUCAGACGCAUCGUCGGCAUCGCGCACGUCGAAGACUUGGAAAGCAUUGCGAAUGUGGACGUGAGGGCAAAAUGUGAACGCAGAGCUCUCAACUGCGCGAAAUUGCUCAUGAAGCAGAGGAGAAAGCUAUCCAGCAUCGCCGAAGUACUGGCUCUUGUGCAGAGUCAAUAGCUGCUGCACAAUCCCUGCGAAGCGUUUUUCUCUUCCUCGUCCUCUGUUCUCGACGAAACCUUCACCAGUUAAUCCUUGUGGUUCUUACUGUCUUGUUUGCACCGCAAGGCCCAGCUCAAGCUUCGAAUUGUGCAAGCCCUGGAAACCCCCGCUUGCAGAUACACUCAUUCUUUCGCGAGAAUCGAAUACAUUUGUAUAAUUGGUACUUCUGAGUUCACUCUUAGAGGAAAUCCUAUGUGGUCGGUCCCUAGAGGAAGCCGAUGUAUUUUACACAUGUGGACAUAGGUUGUUGUUGUUCUCUGCACAGAGUGUCAACAUGCACGUUACGGUCAUGGUCCGAGCCUGAUAUGAAAUCAGACAAUGUAUAUUACAAAGGAAAAUUGCUACUGUAGAGGCAAUUCGAGUUUUUUGAUUUUUUCCCUCGAAGGUAGAUUUUAUGUACCACCCGGAAAAUGAUGCACGAGGUACUAGUUUCGUACAACUCUACUUUGCACCGCCGCGCAGACUGCUUCUGCAUUAAUGACACGUCAAUCGACCUUUCU